AUGGCGAAGGCCACCGUCAAGGGGAAGUACGACGUGGAGAAGAACGCGGGGUCCGCCGUCGCCACCGUCGCCUUCUACGCCGGCGAUGUCAGGCUCAAAGCCUCCGUGACCGACGCGACGGUCGUCAAAGGCCCUUCCCUCAACGGCCUCGUCCUCUCCGUCGAGAAGCCGGGGACCUUCAUCCUCGACUGUGAUGUUCCUCGCAAGGUGCUCUCCCUUCUCCAUUCCAACAGCAGCAUCCCCCUGCAACCUAGGUUGAUAAACUAGGGUUGGGGAUGCGAUCCGCGCUCUCUUUCUUAUGUUCAGUUAUUUUCUUGUGUGGUUGCGGAUUUCAGGACUUCAGAUUCCAGUUUAUGAACACAGUCAAGGUUCUGGAGAAACCGUUGAGCCUGACGUACAUCCACUUCCACGCACCGAACAGGACGACCAUGGAUGGGACAUUGACAUUUGACCCGGCGAACAAGGUUUCGUGUAACUAUGCAUUCGGGACUGGGAAUUUCCGGGUGAAGUACGCUUACGCGCACGGGAGCCUGAGACGGACGGUGUUUGAACCGACCUAUGAUUUCUCCAAGGGCGCAUGGGAUUUUGCAGUCUCAAGGAAGUUUGAGGGAGAUGACACCGUUAGAGCCUCGUAUGAGACGUCCAGGAAGAACCUUAAGCUGGAAUGGUCCAGGGAUACCAAAGUCAAUGGGAUUUUCAAGGUCAGUUCACGUAUCCUGUUGCUCCCAAUCUUAUCAUUCAUCUUUCAACGCUUGAUGCCGAUUGAUUUAAACCUAUCAGCUGGUUAUUCAACAUGGUACCAGAGACACCUUCCUCUGAGUAUUAGCGUCAAUCCAUCAGGGCCCAAAUAGUAAGAGGUGUCAACGAUGUCUUCUUUUACUCAUAUUGGGAGAAGUAAGAGGUCAGUAGGUAAAUCUAGACCUCACCACUUUGCUUCAAAAUGAUUUGAGUGGGCCCUUUGACUUAUGCCCAUUACUAUUUUGAUCGAUGGAGUGAAGAUAUAGCAUAUGGGUAAUGUGACGUUGAAAGUAAGGUUAAAUGAUACAUUUUUGUAAUGUAUUAGGUGAUGAUGAAGUGAUAGGAUAUAAGGAUCGACAUAUCUUGGUUGUAGGGCCAUAUGGUUUAGCCUGCAAAUAUCGUGUACAGGAUAUCAGCAACUUGUUGGAUGCUACGGUAGUCUUUGGAUUCUCCAUCAAGAGCCUAAAGUCAUGAAUCUGACGACUUCUUUUUCAUGGCUCUUCUCCCAUUCUCCACGUCGGUGUGUGUGUGAUUUAUGUCAUCCUUUAUUUAUUCUUUUAAUGUUGAGAAGGAGGUCUGACAACAGGUGGCCAAGAUAACACCAGAUUGACAUAAUCAGACUUGAGGGCCAUAAUUGUGUGUCUGUGUCUUAUAAUCCGUUGACUUCUUCCCUCCAGUUUUCUGAACAUUGGGCAUUGUUGUCUUUGAUUCUUUCUAGCAUUGGGACCAGUUGACCUCCAUUCUGGAGCUUCUACUCCGAAGGGCUGUUGCCCACAACUCCCUAUAGAGUUUUGUUGGCUCUUAGUAGAGUAUCUGUUUGUCUGUGUGUUCCGAUUUGCAUCUUCUUAUUUGCUGGAUUUCCUCAGAGCUGACUUUAGUCAGCGCUCUAAUUUUUUUAUGCAUGAAACAUUGAUGUUUGACCAAAUCCUGGCCACAACUAUGGUAAAAUGUGAUUCGUGCAUGCUUUCACUACCCAGAACUCUACAGGUUUAUUUCUCCCUGUAGGUUCAGUCUAGAUGUGUCUGCGUUUUUGUUCUCCCGUGCCUAGGAGGAACCUUUUGACCUCAAGAGUCUAAUCCCACCCAUAUUCUUCUAACGUUAGGUCUCAAGAUUUAUCCCGGAAAUAAACGUAUCUACUUUGUUUACUAUUAAUAUUAAUUAUGGGCUUCUAGAAGGCCCGACUUAGAACAAUGGAGCCUAUUUUUCUUCCUAUAUAGUUGUCCUAAUAUGCUCUCUCUCUCUCUCUCUCUCUCUCUCUCUCUCUCUCUCUCUCUAUGCUGUUUUUGUUCAUUGACUAAUAGCAUGUUUCUAAUGGUAAGAGCAUCAUCUUGGGAUUAUUUCCAGAUAGGAGCGUCCGUUGACAUGGCAGAGGAACAGAAGACUCCGAAGCUGGUAGCUGAGAGCACAUGGAACUUCGAUCUUCUUUGA
Spirodela intermedia is the source of this 2166-nucleotide messenger RNA. The record is from the annotation of a GenBank genome assembly. Lineage: Eukaryota; Viridiplantae; Streptophyta; Magnoliopsida; Alismatales; Araceae.